This is a messenger RNA of Tarenaya hassleriana, 984 nucleotides long. Its product is annotated as chitinase 10-like. The transcript has 2 exons. The record is from RefSeq and is a predicted model, not a curated record. Gene Ontology annotation, molecular function: chitinase activity. Lineage: Eukaryota; Viridiplantae; Streptophyta; Magnoliopsida; Brassicales; Cleomaceae. Bases 77 to 907 code for a protein of 276 amino acids. Gene Ontology annotation, biological process: cell wall macromolecule catabolic process; chitin catabolic process; carbohydrate metabolic process.
CUUCCUCCACUUCUUACACAAGCCACCAAAAAAUUAACCAGGAAAAAGGGGGAAAAACAGAAACAAACAGAACAAAAUGGGGAAACUAUAUCCCAUCUUGUUCAGCCUCGUCUUCGCUGUCUUGUCGCUGAGUUCCACAGAAACCGAAGCCCGCCGGAGAAACUUUCCAGCGCCGAUAACCCGUCUGGUUCCAAGAUCUCUAUACGACAGUAUAUUUCUCCACAAGGACGACAACGCUUGCCCGGCGAAAGGGUUCUAUCCGUACGAGUCGUUCGUGGAGGCGACGCGAAGAUUUCCGGCGUUCGGAGCCACCGGAGAUAUCAGGACGCGGCGGAGGGAAGUGGCGGCGUUCUUGGCGCAGAUAUCGCACGAGACGACCGGAGGAUGGGCCACGGCUCCGGACGGUCCGUACGCUUGGGGACUUUGUUUCAAAGAAGAAGUGAGCCCUCAGAGCGAUUACUGCGACUCUUCUAAUACCCGAUGGCCUUGUUUCCCUGGCAAGUCUUACAAAGGACGUGGACCCAUUCAAAUUUCAUGGAACUACAAUUAUGGACCGGCCGGUCGAGCGUUGGGUUUCGACGGUUUAAGGAACCCGGAAAUCGUGGCGAACAAUUCCGUAAUAGCCUUCAAGACAGCACUUUGGUUUUGGAUGACGGAGCAGAGGCCGAAGCCUUCGUGCCACGACGUCAUGGUAGGAAGAUACAGACCGACAGCGGCAGAUUUGGCCGCGAACCGAACCGGCGGGUUCGGUUUGACAACAAAUAUAAUAAACGGCGGUUUAGAGUGUGGGAUAACCGGAGACGGUCGGGUCAAUGACCGGGUCGGUUAUUUUAAGAGAUACGCCCAAUUGUUUAAUGUCGAUACUGGGCCUAAUCUGGACUGUGAGAACCAAAAGCCCUUCUCUUAAACUUUAUGGGCCUCACUUCAUUCAAAAGAAUAAAGCCCACGUACCAAUGGAGGGUCGACGGAAGAAAACGCUUAUAU